Chironomus riparius is the source of this 6733-nucleotide messenger RNA. The record is from the annotation of a GenBank genome assembly. NCBI's taxonomy places the organism in Eukaryota, Metazoa, Arthropoda, Insecta, Diptera, Chironomidae.
AAAAAAGUUAAAAACAAGAAAAAAAAAUAAGUUCUCAAAUUUACAUAAAAAUUUUUAUAGGCCUUUUAAAACCUCAAAUGGUGUCAAAGAUUUACAGCCGUCAUCGUCAUCAACAGCAAGAGCAGCCGAUACAAAGUUGAAUAAAGCGAAAUUAAUGAAAACAGUAAACGUUUCUGCUAAUGGACAUUCGAAUUCAUCACAUCAUUUAAUCCAUGCUGAAGCACAGAAAAACAAUAGACGCAAUUUAUUUGAAAAUAUUACAAAUAGUAAGCAACAACAACAGCAGCAGCAGAAGAAAGGCGAAGAGAAAAUGCAAAAUCAACAGCCUGUGACAACUAUUGCGCCAAAAAUGGCAAAGGAAAUCAGUUUGAGACCGCUGGGAGGAAAUGACAACAAGCAGAAUGGAAAUUCAGUUGGAUUGCUAACGUCACCGAUAAAUAUACGACACAAUGAGAAUGACAUAAAAUCGCCUGCCCAUCAUUUUGGAUCACCGUCUCGUGUACAUUGUACAUCAACAACAUCUAUGAUGAUUCCUGAGCGUGACAUUGGACCAAGAAUGUUGGCAUCACCUCCUACGCUUACGCAAGCUACUCCAUCAAAUGCGACAAUUGUACAUCCGAAUUAUAAACCAAUUCCACAACGUGCUGUGCUUGGACCAACGCGAGGCAUAACGGCUCAAAGUACACCCGUAAAAGCACAACCAGCUCUAAUAAGCUCAAGUCUAGCCGGAAAAGUUUUCGUUCCUACAUCCGCCGGAAUGUCUUUUCAGAAUGGACAUAGCUCAUCAUCAAAUGGCCAUUGCAAUAGUAAUAUAAGCAAAAUUGAUGUUGUCACAACAAAUGGCGCCGAUAUUGUGGACGAUAAGCCCAAACAUUUUCACGCACAAAAUCCUGCAAAUUUGCCAGCUCCACAACCAACAAAACCAACGACAAUACAGUUUUUAUCAUCACCGUCUCACAAUGGUCCAAUAAAUCAUCCUCCCGUGCCUCAUCAAUUUCAUUCUCAACAACCACAAAUGAGUAACAAUAGCAGUGGCAUGUUACAGCAACAACAUCAUCAAUCUGCUGUUGGAACUGGGAAUCCACAACACUUACAACAUAAUAAUCAAGUGCAACAUCCGUCACCGCAGCAUCACCAGCAGCAACAGCUACAGCAACAAGCACAGCUUCAUCCACUCAAACCAAAAACAUCUAUGAAUGUGAAUGUAACAAGAAGUCAUCAUCAUAAUGGAAAUAUUAGUAGUGGAAGCAACAACAAUAGUAAUCCUCAAGAAUUUCAAGUAUUUCAUAAGCAACUACAACAAGACAGUUCCUCUGAUGAGAAUCGAUCAUCGGGUCAUGCGUCGAUGUCAGAUACAGGCGGUCAUGGUAGUAGUUCACCCGGAAGUAAUAAAACUGGAAAUGGACAAUUGGGUUCAGUUCCUGAAGAUAGUCGAUUAGCAGCGGGUGUUACAAGUCGUAAUGGACGUUCAAGGGCAAGUACAGGAAAGCCUCGACAUCGUGCAGUACCUACAAAAAAUCCAUGGAGCGGUAGUGGAUUAGAAGAUAUUAAAACGGCAAUACAGCAACUUACAUUGAGAUCACAAACAAGUACGAGCACGUACAGUAGUUUAAGUGCUGGUUCGGAAAGUUCAGAACCGGCUAGACGACUAGGACGAUACUCGUCAUUAGAGACAGUCAAUACAAAUGUUACAAGUGCCGAUGAAUUUGUAUGGGUUGACUCACAUAAUCGAUUAGUUGAAUUACAACAUCCACCAUGGAGUCAGUAUUGUCUGAUGCGUGUUAUUAGAACCGGAAGAUGUAAAGACUUUUCUGACCGAAUCUCAGCUGAGGCUGUUCCUCGACUCGGAUAUUUAUUGACUCGUGCCUUAGUGAGGAUUUCGAGAGAAAUUCAAAGACUCUCAAGUAUAUUAGGUUUAUGUUCAAAACAUGAAGUUGCUGGUGCCUUUAAAAUUGUCCUAUGUCCAGCUCUUGCCGAUUCCUGCAUAAAAGCAUGCCUGCGAGCAGCAGCAAUGUUUGCAUUAUCUGGUGACGGAACAUUUAAACAAACAAAAUCUUCACGAGCUGGUCUACAAUUGCCAGUCGGAAGGUUUCAUCGCUGGAUGAUUGAUGCACGCUUGGGAAAAUUGGUUCAUGAAUAUGCGGCAGUUUAUUUAUGUGCCGGAUUUGAAAAUUUAUUGGAAGAAAUUUUAUUGCAAUGUGUGCCAUCUGAAACGACAGCAACGCUUACAGCAAUGGGAUUGGAACAUGCCAUUGCAAAUUCCGGUGACUUAUGGGGACUCCUUCAACCUUUUGUACAUUUAAAUGCCGGAAGAGUUGCUUCUGGUGCACUCACAAUGCCUCGUUGGACGAGUGAAAGUUCGGUUGGUGGUUCGAAUUCGAAUUCAAUUGUUGUCCAUAAUCAGCAUAGUAAUAAUAAUAAUAUGAACAAUAGUAGCAAUAAACAGGAACCAUGUUUACUCACCACAUGCGUUGGCAGUCUCUCAGAAUUGAAAGACUUGGUUAACCGAUCCCAAAAGCGUAGCAAUCAUAUCACUAUGUCACAGGCAGCAUUGCGUGAACUCUUUUAUUUUAUGAGAUGUUCACAGCUGGAGCAUAAUGAAGCAAACAACGGCAGUGGAGGCAACAAUGUAAGCAGUCAUAACAAUAGUAACAAUGGAAAUGGUAGUAGUAAUAAUCCAACAACAGCCCAAGCAUCUAAUGCGACAAACAGUAAUGCUAUUACUAAUAAUAACAUUCAAGAGCUUUGCUAUGAGCGUGCAUACAUUGUAUUACCGCCAUUGAUUGAAUGGCUUCGAGUAGCAUCGGCCCAUACAGAAUAUCGACAUUCGACAUUGAUUGAUAGAAAUGAUAUUAUACAAGCAGCGCGUUUACUCUUACCGGGUGUUGAUUGUGCACCGCGUCAAAUAUUAUGUUAUGAGGAAUUGCCAUCAGCAAAAUUAUACACAAUACCAUCAAAUAUUCCAUACAAUCAUGGGUCAAUAUCAUCAAACUCAUCAAGUUCUAAUAGCAACGAUGAUUAUGCCGAGUGUGGGAGACGUGCAACGAUUGAAUUAGCAUUUCGAUUAAUGUUAUCAGGUAUACCAGAGUUAUUAGUUCAAGCCAUGUCACUUGUGCCACCGACGACAAGAUACGAUACAUUAAAUCAUCUGGGACUCACACCACUAAUGGUUGCUUCAAUUCUUAAUGAUGAGACAGCUAUUCAAAUGCUCCUCGAUUCGGGUGCAAAUCCAAAUAUUGAAGUUCCCACAAUCGGUCAUCCAAACUGCCCUGCCAUUCAUCCCGAAACACAAAAUUGGACAGCAUUAACAUUUGCAGCAUGUCGUGGAAAUUAUCAUGCAUUAAGAGUACUCCUGGAACGUGGUUCAAAAGUGGAAGGUGGUGCACGAUUGAGUGAAGAAAAGUGUACAUUUACGCCGUUGCAAGUUGCAAGCGGCUCCGGAUGCAUUGAGAACGUGUCUGUUCUUCUUGCACAUGGAGCAUCAUCGUUUCUAUCAACAAAGCAAAAUUCUAUGGCAUUUUCGGGUAAAGCACAACAAGGAUGCUUUAGUGCAAUAUCUGUGGCUACAUCACACGGACAAAGAUAUACUCUUAGAAAAUUACUGUCACAUCCAUUUGUGCCUGAAAAGCAGCGAGAUGUGUUGUCAUUAGAAGAAAUGCUUGCGGAAGGCGAUGGAAAUACGCGUUCGUCGCAUGAAAGGCAAAAUGAGGUUCCACCAUCGCUAAGCAAGACACAAAUUCGUGCUCUGCAGGAAGCCAUGUAUCAUUCAGCUGAAAAUAAUUAUUUAGACAUAACAAUAGAACUACGAGCUUUGGGAGUUCCAUGGACUUUACACUGUUGGAUGCAUGCACUGGCAGCUGCUCAUGAGCUUCGUUUGGAUACGGUCAUUGAUCAAUUGUUACAGGAUUUUCUACAAGUUUGUCCUGAUGACUAUAGUCAACAAUUCGUAACGGAAUGCUUGCCAUUGCUCUUUUCCAUUUUCCGAUACAGUAAAAAAGAAGGAACGACAUUGCUGUUGGCAGAUAUUUUUAGUACAUGCUUUGGCUGGGAGCCAAUAAAACCCAUAAAAGAGACUGUCCUGCAACCGGUUAAUGGGUCACGCAUUGAUCCGAAAUUUGUCAACAAUUCCGAGCUUAGUGACGUAACGUUUAGAGUGGAAGGGAAAAUUUUUUAUGGACAUAAAAUUGUUCUUGUCACUGCAUCGCCACGACUCCAAAGCUUAUUAAGUUCAAAGGUUAGUGAAGGAAAUGGAACACCAACCGUUCAAAUCAACGACAUACGAUAUCAUAUCUUUGAGUUGGUCAUGCAGUAUUUGUAUAGCGGUGGAACACACAGUUUAGAACUAUCAGGCAAUGAUGCUGAUGUCCUAGAAUUGAUGGCAGCUGCUAGCUUUUUCCAACUGGAAGGUCUUUUACGAUACACUGAAGCUCGUUGUGCUGAAAUAAUCGACAUUGAUAAUGUUGUUGCUAUGUACAUUCAUGCUAAGGUGUACAAUGCAUCUAAAUUAAUGGAAUAUUGCCAAGGAUUUCUACUACAAAAUAUGGUCGCAUUGCUUACAUAUGACGACUCAGUGAAGCGUUUACUCUUUGCAAAAAAAAUUCCCAAUCACGAUGUUCUGAGUGGUUUACUAACGACAUUACAAAAGCGUAUUGAAACACGGAGACAUUCGCAGGCAACAGGACCGACAUCACAAAAUGUAAACAUGAAGCCGACUGCGGCAAUGAAUGGAAAAGCAAGCCACCAUAAUAUUACAACCACAAACAAUAGUUCGAAUGUAUUGAACAAAAGUAACAAUAAUCUGACUGAAUAGAUUCAUUUUCCUUGUACAUGAUUAUUUUGUUUUUAACUUGUUGUAGCUUAAUAGAAAUAAAUUUUAUAUAUUUUUAAAAUGUUAAUGCACAAAAUUAUUACAAUUGUGAUGCGUGAAGAUUUAUGUUCACAUUUAAUUAAAAUUAAAUUGAUUUUGCGUGAUGCACUGAGAGAAAAUUGGAAAUUCAAGAGAUGGGAUUUUGCAUUAUUAUUUGAUACAAGCCAGGUCAUGCUGUGGCUAGAACUGAAAAAAGAGAUAUGAAAUCAGAACUAGGCAGUCCAACUGCGCACUUUUGAGUGGGACACACCCGCUUUUUUGAACAAUGUCCCGCCUAAAAUCGUCAAUUUCCCGCUUUUUUGAGCCUAUUUAUCUUGAAAAAUUUGGUUUGUCUGGCUUUUUCAGAGCUAAAAAAGGGACAUGACCCGUUUUUUGAGCAAAAAAAUGUUGGCUUUAUUCUUGGCUGAAAAAAGCUUAGCCAUCGGGAGGGGUUCGAGGGGAUCAGACCUCCUCUAAAGUUUGCCGUUGCUCAAAUUUGCAAUUUAACCAUUAAAGUCUCAUUAGAACCAAUAAAAACUGCAUCACUUAGAGUGUAGCAAUGGCUAGACACCAAUAAUAUAUCUUUCCAGUGUAAAAAUUUGCAUAAUCAUAGGUUUCAAUAACCCCAAUAAUUUACGAACGACAAUUGAAUAUUUUUCAAUUAUUCAAACAAUUUUAACUUCAUCCACAAAUCACAAAUGGCAAAUAGUGAUGGUAUGCAUUACUUCUCGUACCCCCUAGAAUGAAUGAGCUACAUCCAUAAAUAUUUGCUGAUAAAGCAAUUAUAAUUUUAUUAUUUGGUUGUAUAACAAUAUUAAACUAAUGUUUAAUCAAUGCAUGGAAUUUUAAUGUUCAUCCCACAUAAUACUAUUUACCACAUUUAUAGCUUUACUCGUAUACAUCCACACACAUGCCAAUAAUUGUUAAUUUUGAGCACAUAAUAAAAAAAAAGUUUUAUUACAUUUUAUCGAUUUUAUUUCAAUGAUGAGUGGAGUAAGGAGAAAAUUGUUUAUUGCUUAACAAUUAUGGAUGGGGUAGAAGAAGAAAUUAAUUAAAUUUUAUUGAAAAAUUAUAAUGAGCAAAUAAUUCUAAUGUGAACAUGAAAUAUUUUAAUUCGAAAAUCAAAUAAUUAUUGCAGAAAUUAAUUAUAAAUUUAAGCUUAUAUUUGAAUUACUCAAUUUUGGGAAUAUUUAGAUAUGAUGGUAAUCAGAGGGAUUUUGAGAAUUUGGAGGACAAGGGUUUAAUAAUAAUGUGAGAGGGUUCCAUCCAAGCGAUGUGUUCCAACACGUUGCGACGAGCUAGAAGCACUGCGAUCCUGAUCGAUGAUAGAAUCUAUUGUACCGUUUCCCAAAUGGCUUAAGUUAAUGAGAGAAAUUUGAAAAUUUUUCUGACCUAGAUUUUUUUUUUUCACACAGAAAACUUGAUAAUCCUCGCUGAAAUAAUUUCUGGCUACGCCCCUGAUAUUAAAAGUUUAGGAGAUGGGUCUAAUGCUGGCUCUGCACCAAUGUGCAAAAUAAAUCAAAUAAAAAUGCAAAAUCUAAUCAUCUUAACCAUAAUUGUAUAAAACAAUCACACAUCCUUAGAUAGCAUCCUUAAAGAAAUGUUGAAAAAUGCAAGCAUAAAAUAAUGGAAUUUUUAUAUAUGCUAAUAUUGUAGCUCUACACUUUCCUUGUUCACCAAAAAAUAAAAUGGAUUUUUUUUGUCUUAAAUAUGAAAUUUUAAUACAAACAAUAAAUAAAAUAUGAAUUAGAUGAAAAAAAAAUGUCUUGAAAAACAUUGAAUGCAGUUUUGUUGGUGCUAAUUUAGUUUUACGGAAUGCAAAUAUUUUCUCUAUUUAUUCUCAUUUGAAAAUUGUAAAGUAGUUUUUGUCUAUUCAUUGCAUAUAUU